CAAGUGACAGGAUUUGUUUUUGGACUUCGAGGUGCUCUCUGACCGGCCGCCUCCGCCGAUCGAGAGGGAAGCUCCCAAGGUCAGAUCUAAGCUCAUCCAUCUCUUGUCUCAGUCCAUUCUACCAAAAUCCACCGCAGCAGCAGCAGCAGCCCCGCCAGAGCCGUCGGCGGAGGUAGCAGCCAUGGAGAUGGUGGUGGGCGCGUCGGAGGCGACGAUGAAGUCGCUGCUGAGCAAGCUGGGCGGGCUGCUGGCGCACGAGUACGCGCUCAUCCGCGGCGUCCGCGGCGACAUCCAGUACAUCAACGACGAGAUGGCCAGCAUGCAGGCCUUCCUCGUCGACCUCGCCCCCCGGGGCCACGACAGCCGGAUGAAGGACUGGAUGAAGCAGAUCCGCGAUGUCACCUACGACAUCGAGGACUGCGUCGACGACUUCGCGCACCGCCUCCCGCACGACCCCGCCGCCGGCGGCGACGUCUGCUGCGCCUUCAUCGUCUCCCCGGUCUACGAGAUCUGGACCUGGCGGCCUCGCCGCACCAUCGCCUCCUCCAUCGCCGAGCUCAAGGUGCGCGCGCAGCAGAUCGGGGAGCGCCGGACCAGAUACGGCGUCGAGAACCCCAAGACCUUGGAGGGCGCACCUCCCGUCGGCGGAUUCGAUGUCGCCGAGUACCAGCACACCCCCCUUGCGCUCGUCGGCACCAAGAAGCCCGUCGGGGUGGAAGAGGAGAUGAAGGAGCUCGGCAAGUGGCUGACAUUGCAACAGCCUGCCUCCUCAGAUCCUGCAUCCUCCCAGGCGGAGGCUCCGAAGCAAGCCCAUGCUGUGUUGUCCAUCGUUGGCUUCGGAGGGGUCGGCAAGACGACCAUCGCUAUGGCCUUGUACCAGGAAUACGGCGAUCAAUUUGACCGCCGGGCCAUGGUCACCGUGUCACAGAGUUCUGACAUUGAUGCAAUAUUGCAGACCAUACUCAGUCAAGUUAGGCCUCAGUCCAAAGAUGAUAGCGAACAGCAAGGCAGCUGCGGCGGCGGCCCCUCUGGGAAGAAACGCCUCAUGGCUGCCAUUGGAACAGUAUGUGCUAGUAUCAUGCCCAAGUGCAGAGAGCAGCGAGGUGGUAGCACCUCCCAGACAACACGAAAUCUCAAGCAGCAGUUGGAGGAGUACUUGGAUGGAAAAAGUUACUUGCUCUUAGUUGAUGAUGUGUGGUCUACAUCUAUGUGGGAGAAGAUAAAGUUUUCAUUGCCUAAAAGUAAGAAAGGCAGUAGAGUAAUAGUUACCACGCGGUUUCAAGCUGUUGCAAGUCUGUGCAGAAGAGAUAACGGAGAUCACAUUCAUAAAGUGGUCGUACUUAACAAGGACAAGUCUAAAGAUUUAUUCAUGACUGAAUCCGAAAUUAGCAAAGAAGCCAAGAACAAAAUUCCAGAAAUACUCUGGCAAAUGUGUGGGGGUCUGCCAUUGGCCAUAGUUACCAUGGCUGGGCAUGCCACCUGCAACGCAGACAAACUGGCAACUAAGUGGAGUGAACUUUGCAAUGCACUGGUACCAGACUCCGGGAAAGCUCUUGGCCAGGACGGAGUCACAAGGAUACUCUAUCACUGCUACAAUGAUAUGCCUGGUGAGAUCAGGACUUGCUCCUUGUAUCUAUGCAUAUUUCCAAAGGGUCGCAGGGUCAGCAGGAAGCGGCUGACGAGGCGAUGGCUAGCAGAGGGAUUUGUCAGUGAGAAGGAUGGGCUGAGUACGGAAGAUGUUGCGGAUGCAUACUUCAAUUAUCUCGUAAGGAGAAAAAUUAUACGGGCUGUGGACCACAGCAGCAACGGCAAGGUGAAGAGCUACCAGGUGCACGACAUGGUUCUUGAGUACAUCGUAUCCAAGGCAAGUGAGGAAAACUUCGUCACCGUGGUCGGCGGCCACUGGUUCAUGGCGCCACCUAGCAACAAAGUCCGCAGGCUGUCUCUCCAAGGCGGUGACUUGAAGCACAAGAAAACAAUGGAGAGCAUGAAUUUAUCUCAUGUCCGAUCUCUGACCAUGUUUGGGAGCUUGGCUGAACUUCCUUCUAAUUCAUUGAAGUUUGGAAUUGUGCAAGUACUAGACCUCAAUGGUUGCAAGGAUUUCAAACAACAUCAUGCCAAGGAGAUAUGCAAGAUGCUUCUACUCAAGUAUCUAAGCCUCCGACGGACAGACAUAGACAAGAUUCCCAAGAAAAUUGGAAAGCUCCAGUAUCUGGAGACUCUUGAUAUAAGAGAGACCAAUGUGACAGAGCUGCCGAACACCAUCUGCCAGCUUGAACGAGUGGAGAACAUACUUGGUGGGAACAAAAGAACACGGAAGGCACUGAAGCUUCCUGAAGAUCUGAAGAAGGGAACAAUGAAAAACCUGCGCAUACUGUCAGGUAUUGAGAUCGUUGAGGGACCAGCUACAGUGGCAGACUUUCAUCAUCUAACUGAUUUGAGGAAGCUCACCAUUUACAGGCUCAAAAUCAAGAAGGGUGGUAAGCUUUUCGGAGAACUGAGCUCCUCGAUCGAGUACCUUGGUGGCUAUUCUCUGCACACCUUGGUGAUCGAUGAUGAGUCGUGUGAGUUUCUGAAAUCACUAGGUGCUCUCUCUUCCCCUCCAAAGUUUCUCAAUGCUCUUGAGCUGUCUGGCAAGCUAGUUGAGCUCCCAGCAUGGAUCACAGAGCUGGAUGCCCUCACGAAGCUGACCCUCUCGGUGACCAUGCUCACUUCCGCUGUUUUAGCCCAGUUGAGCAAGCUCAAGACAUUGUUCUCGCUCACAUUUUCAAUUACUGCAUCAAAGCAAGAUCAGGAAAUAACAGCCAUCAUCGAGAAAAACAAAGAGCACUCUGAUGGAGAGAUCAUAGUUCCAGCCGGUGGAUUUGAGAACCUCGAGCUACUUCGCAUCCUGGCUCCUUCAGUGCCGCUGCUAAGCUUUCGAGGGAAUGCUUUGCCAAAGCUCGAAAGGCUUGAGCUGCGGUUUAGCAUGUUGGAGGGACUGUAUGGCUUAGAAAACCUUAAAAAGCUCAAAGAGGUGCAUCUCAGGGUGCACAAGGAAGCAGGCGAGUUUACCAAGUCAUUAGUAGAAGACAUGGCAACUGCAGCCAGGGAAGGUAACAAGUGUCCAAAAAUAAUUGUUGAUCAGUAUUAUGGGUGAGAAUGAACCCCUGCCCCCCAGUUAAACAUAGGCACAUCAAGUCGGUUAGAUGGUAGGCUUGUUCGCCUUUGGCUAUACAUCGUGUAUUCGUGUGUCACCUGUUGAGUUUCCUUCGAGGGUUUUCUGUUCUGAUCCGCCAUGUACUCGUCUAUCAAUUAUUAUUGUAGUCUGCGCGCAGGAUGAAGACAUUAUUUUCCUUGA
Triticum dicoccoides is the source of this 3340-nucleotide messenger RNA. Its product is annotated as disease resistance protein Pik-2-like. Gene Ontology annotation, biological process: defense response to other organism. The transcript is spliced from 2 exons. The record is from RefSeq and is a predicted model, not a curated record. Bases 182 to 3139 code for a protein of 985 amino acids. Gene Ontology annotation, molecular function: ADP binding. NCBI's taxonomy places the organism in Eukaryota, Viridiplantae, Streptophyta, Magnoliopsida, Poales, Poaceae.